AUGAUCUCGCUUUCGCUGGCGAAGCUGUCGACCGCGCAAGAUGCUUACCCUGACGAGCAAAACUUUCAAUGGAGGCAUGAAACUAACAACCUCAUUUGUGUCGUCGACUCUUAUCAGAUCGGUGGCUCGGCACUUCAGCUCCUGAAGAUUGUACAAGGCACACAGGUUCGAGAACACAUCGAGCUCGAGCGUUUGAUCGUUGAAGGACGAGAGCUCAUAAGGGGCAUGCAGGAACGUGGUAUCGAGCUGAAAGGUGAUCAGCUGCCUAUAUCCGCCAUCGUUCGGUGUCCGCUACUUGCCAUCCGGUGGCAACUGCCAAAUAAGCAGGUUCGCCGUCUGCAGAUCAGGUUUCAGACAAACGAAGACUUCGAUCAAGUGUAUAGCCACCUUCACCAAUUGGGCUUACGUAUGAGCCCGCCCCAAAGCCAAUCGAAAGAUCGAGGUUCAACUGCAGGUUCAGGAACCAGCGCAAGGCUAGCACCCUCACCAACACGACCUACAGCUCAAUCUACAGGGCCAUCUUGCCCUCCCUCAAGACUCACCGAGAUCACGAAUCGGCCUUACACUGCCGUGUCUGCUCCCACCGCAAUAGAGUCUCAGAUACAGGAAGCUGCCCAUACGCGACCCGCCUCUGCAUUCUCGAGUGCCAGUUUCGCACCUACAAACCCUCUUACACCUCCGAUGUACUUUCCCAGACCAGACUCUGCUUCGGUAUCGUCUUCAGACUAUCCCACCAGCUUUUCCCCACAGAAUCGACCAAUAGCAACCAUUGAACAGCAUGAUGUAUUUGCCUCACGCCCAGAGACAGCUCUUCUUUAUGACCGACCUGACACUGCGGAACUUCCGCCUCGAAGAGAGCUUCCAUUUCGGCGUGAUUCCUUGCCGACGUCUUCUGGAAACGACAGUAAUCGCCCUCAGAGCCGCCCAUCAACUGGUCUGAUGGGCCCUCCACCAAUGCCCAACCGUGUCAGUGAUCUGAGGCCAGGCUCUGCUCGGAAUGCAGCUUUCGACAGCGACCUACCUCCUCUUCGUCUACCAACAAUCGUACCUGAUAUCGCAAAGACGUCGCCUGUACAUCAACGACCGCUUACUCCAUUGCCGCCUGCAAGAAGUCCUCCGAAGCCAGCACAGACUACAACAACAUACGAAGAGCAGCAACCCCUUCCGUCGGCCUCAUCAUCACCUCAUGCAUACCCAACUCCCACUUCUACGUCUCCCGUUGCGGCACGACCACUCAGCGCUGCUAGCAGUGCCAGUCAGAACCAGCGCGAGCCCGCGUCACCGAGUGCAUUUACAAGUUCUCCCGCUCGCGGGAGCAAGGAUCGAAGCGACCGUGCUCAUGCUCCUGUUCGGUCAGACGACACCGAGAACGCCUUGAGAGCCUACGCGAUGCAAAGCGACGACAAACGCACAGCUGCCCUGAACAGCUUCAUCUUCAAAAGUCUUGACGAUAACAAUUUCGUGACGCUUGUGGAAGACAUGGAGAUGAACUGGGCCCGACUUGGUCUGGGCACAUGGUGA
Molecule: messenger RNA, 1521 nt
Organism: Ascochyta rabiei
Lineage: Eukaryota; Fungi; Ascomycota; Dothideomycetes; Pleosporales; Didymellaceae
Exons: 3
Coding region: 1-1521 (506 amino acids)
Biological process (GO): reciprocal meiotic recombination
Source: RefSeq, a predicted model, not a curated record